GUUAAACUCUUUGUAGCUUCGCUUGAUGUAAUCACGUGAUGAGACCUGUGAAUUUACCUUUGAUUUUACCCGGAGGACUACUGGUGUCACGGCCAGUGAUGAGGCUGCUUUAAGUGCCGUCGUUGUGCCGGGAGAGCCGAGGAGACGCAGGAGGCGGUGAUGGCGUAGAACGCGACCAGGAAUAACACUCGGGGCUAAAUCAGCGUACGGCUGGCAGAGCUGCCCUCGCCUCGGUCCCAGUGCGCGGGCUGCGCAGGCGGGGUUCCCUCGCCAUGGCUAGACCAUGACCACGCCGAGCCCUUCCCCGCCCGAGUCGCUGCUGGGGUCGCCAUGGUCCCGGCGCCGCAUGCCGCCCCCCGCCCUGGCGACCCACGCGCCGCCCCCGCCGACUGGAGCCCUCCCAGCGGCUGCCCCCGCCCGCAGGACGGUCGAGUUUGCCUACCCGGACGACGACAGCCACUCGGUGGACAGCUACCCCGACGAGAUGGCACCCGGUGUGGCUACCGUGAUGGGGGCGGUGGAGACGGCAGGGUAUGGCGGCGGCCUCGGCGGCGGGCUCACGGGCUCGGCGGUGCAGCGGCGGGCGCACCGCGUGCAGAUCAAAGAGAGCCUGACGCGGCGCGGGCGCGGCCGGCUGCAGCAGCCCCGGAUGUCCCUCCUGGGUAAGCCGCUCAACUACCGCGCGAGCACCCGGCGGGACGCCCGGUACCGCCGCCUACAGAGCCGCGUCUACAACUUCCUCGAGCGACCGCGCGGGCUGCCCUCCAUUUUCUACCACAUCGUCGUGUUCUGCGUGGUCUUCACUUGCCUAGUGCUCAGCGUCUUCUCCACAAUAGACACAUACGUGGAGGUCGCCAGCGACAUUCUACUCAAGACGGAGAUGGUGGUCGUCAUCUGGUUCGUGAUUGAGUUUGUGCUGAGGUUGUGGUCGUCAGGAUGCCGUUCCAUUUACCAGGGUGGCUGCGGCCGCCUCAAGUUCCUCAGAAGACCAUUUUGUAUCAUCGACAUCAUCACUAUUUUGGCCUCGCUCGUGGUGCUAUCCAUGGGCAGCUCCGGCCAGGUGCUCACGGCGCUUCGCGGCCUCCGGUUCUUCCAGAUCCUGCGCAUGGUGCGCAUGGACCGAAGGGGAGGUACCUGGAAGCUGCUCGGCUCCGUAGUGUACGCGCACAGACAGGAGCUGAUCACGACGCUGUACAUCGGCUUUCUCGGCCUCAUCUUCGCAUCCUUCCUUGUGUACCUCGUAGAGAAGGAAGCCGGGAAUAAGGGCUUCGAGAACUUUGCCGAUGCUCUUUGGUGGGGGGUGAUUACGCUGUGCACAGUCGGUUAUGGCGACGCAGUACCGUCCACAUGGCAGGGAAAAGUGAUAGCAUCGUUCUGCGCUCUCCUUGGCAUCUCCUUUUUCGCACUACCAGCGGGCAUCCUCGGUUCGGGGCUGGCGCUCAAGGUGCAGCAGCAGCAGCGCCAGAAGCACAUGAUCCGGCGCCGCCAGCCAGCCGCCAAGCUUAUCCAGAGCCUGUGGCGCUGCUACGCCGCAGACGAGCACUCCAUGUCCACCGCCACCUGGAAGAUCCACCAGAUCCCAUUGCCAAGUCCACCCUCGAUCAAGGCCCAAGAGGGGUCGGAGAAAUCAGGUCCUGGAAACCCGAAGAAGAUGCAAUCUCAGAGCUCAUCGUCCUCGCUGGUUCGCGUCUCUUCCAGUUUCAAGCACAACGCCUCCUUCGUCUCGCGGCUGCCCACCAUCCGGAGACAUAAGAGCACAUCUUUCCACCACUCGCCGUCCGUGGCCAAGGCGGGCCAGCCCAGAGGGUUCAACGACUUCAAUGCCUCCGUCGAGAACCUAGACGGUAGUGCUAGGAUGGCCCAGCGCCACUUCAGCGAGCUGCAGCUCAGUCCUCGCCGCUGCUCGGGGCCUGCGGGUACGACCGCCGCAGGUGCCACCGUGCUCAAGAUGGGCGAGGCCACGGCUCUUCCGCUGGUGCUCUGCGGGCUUCUGGAUCAUCAGGACGACGACGACGAGGUUACCGGCCGCUUUCCAACAGCGCUAAUCUUCCACCCAGGAGCGGCCGUCGGCGGCGGCCCCAAACAACGAAACGAGGAUGAGGAGCCCCGCUACGUGCAGCUCACAAACCAGCACAAAGGUGCCAUCAGGGCAAUUAGAAAGAUGAAAUACUUUGUGGCUCGGAGGCAGUUUAAGGAAGCGCUCAAGCCUUACGACGUUAAAGACGUUAUUGAACAGUACUCGUCGGGGCACGCGGACCUGCUCAAUAGGACCAAACACAUUCACUACAGACUAGACCAAAUUCUUGGGAGACAGGGUUCCAAAGCGAAAGAUGUGUAUGCUUCAAAAAUUAGUUUAGCUUCAAGAGUGGUUAAAGUAGAAAGACAGGUGGACGACAUUGAGACGAAGCUCACCGAGCUCAUUGAGAUGUACACGGAGGACAGGAAGCGGCUGCAGGCGCUGCCGGAGCCGCCGCCGCCGUCCUCCGGGGACACGCCGUCCAUAGCCUCGCUGCCGUCCACCCCGCCCGCGCUGCACGCGCACCACCACCACGCCGCCAACCACAUCCGGGCGCGCCACCACCAGGGCCUAAGCCAGGGCCUCGAGCCCAACGCAGACAAGCUGUUCGGAGACUCGCCGCCCUCGGCGCGCGCCCUGCACAGCCAGGCCUCACACAGCCAGGCCGCCAACGGCCAGUACAGCUACGCGCCGCUGGGCGGGCUCACCUCGGGGCUGGCUAGGGGCAGCACGCCGGCCAGGGCGCUCGUCAGGGAGUCCUCCGACCUCAGCCUCCGAAAGAAGAAGGUCACGCUGCAUUCAAUACCCUCGAUGGACCGCGGUGGUAGCGUCAAGGGGGACGUAGUGAUCGUGGUACCAAGCCAGGACGACGGGGACCGGGAGCAUAACAGCCCCCCGCGCACCGGAGGCAGCAUAGGAAGGGAAAGUACUUCCUCUUCACCACCAUGGGAGGACUACAGCCGCUAUGGUGAUGACAAUGACAACGACGACUCUCUGGGUGCUAGUGAGGACACAGCCUUGCUGCGCUCCACAGCUGCAGGAACAGAAAUAAUAGUGACUCCUAUGUCUCCUGCAGUAUCAACAAACGAUUUAUCUAGAAUGGAUACGCAGGAUGAUGAAAUGAGUGACACAAUUAUCAUCCCAUCAUCCAAAAUGGACCUGCUAAAGCCUGAUGUGUUAAUGAAUGAAGAUGUGUAAGAAGAAAAGAAAUCUUCCUUAAGUGUUAAUGACUUAUUUCAACAUUCCCUAAUGCCAUGUGAAUUAAUAAUGUAAAGUUGAGAUUGCUGUAAAAGGGAGGCAAGCUCAAAUUAUUAACUAGUAAUGUACUCUGCAAAAUGAUUAUCUCAGUUUUAACACACCAAUGAAUAAGUCAUUAUGGUAGGGGAAUUCUAUAGAAGAGUAAGAAAAACCUACAAGUAUGAGUGAGUUAUGCUCUGCAGAACCAAAACUUGGUCCAGAAUCAAAUCGAGACCACAAUAGAAGAGCAAGGACUGAGGCUGAGGCAGUGUCUACUGUUCACAAUCUGAUUGCCUACGUUACAAAAUGACGCAACCUGUGUCUAUUUUGUGUUUAGUUCUUUUUUAAGUUUUUUGUUUAAGAAUGGCAAGCUCAAAUGCUCAUCCCAACUGUGUUUUCACUUUUUAUAAAAAAGCAAAUUUGUAAAGUUAGAAUGUUAUUCAUUAAUUGAAUAACGCAGUGAAUAUUUUCCAAUUACAAAGUAAAGAUGUACAUAUACUUGUAUUUCUGUUAGAAAUGCCAAUGCAUGUUUUUCAUUUCUCUUGCUACUAAUCGUUUAGAAAUAGGAGAUUUUUCAGUUGAUAUCAUAGAGUAUGAAUGCUGAUGAGCAGCUGUAUCAAAUAUUAGGUGUGCCUCUGAUAGCACAUACUGAAAGAGUACACAUACUGAGUACAACAUACGAAACAAUGCCUCAGGAACAGGUACCAGACAAGCAAAAGCGUUUGCAGAAUGGUUCACGGUUAAGAUAUAGGGAAUGUUAUUUUAAAGGUUCAUGAUAAAUUUUGUUUCAUUUAUUGAAGACCUUGCAAAAGUUAAGCGUGCAAAGGCAACUCUAAAAUGCUCAUCAAAUAUUGUGAUUGAACCCCCCACAUAAGCAUGUAACAUUCGACACAUGAAAUUUGCUUCAUUGAUUUCAAUUGAUCCUUCCAAAAUUCAAAGCAUUGAAACAAGCGCUUAUUAAUAUAAUUAACAUGUCUAUACUAAUUAGAAAUCUGGUAGAUUCUUUUAGCUACCAUCAUGUUGCUAUUUUUUUUUUCCAUUUUUUUUUUACACAAUAUUGAACACAAACAAAUGUGCUCAUAGCUGCUAAGUUUAAUUAAAAGGCAGAUGAUUGGUGCUGUGCCACUUUAAGACAAUUUGAGGAAAAGCUCACCAUCAUCUUUCUUUAUACCUAUAUAUGUGAUAAUACUUCUUUCUCUCUGUACAGUGCACAAGUGUAAAAUAAUUGAUUAUUGCUUAAUAUGGCCACAUGAUAUUUCUUUAUGAUUGAUUACUAUAGAUAAAAGAUAUUUUUCCUUGUAAAUUGUAAAUAUGUAAUUCGAGGGUAACCAUAGAUUUGUAAUUUUUUGAAAGGCAUGAUCUAUUACUUUAAAAUUUGAUUGUAAAUAGCAAUAACAGGCUUCGUUUGGGGUUUUUUCGAUCCGCCAUUGGUUCUAAGCAGUUGUGAUUCACCUCAAAAGAAUAAUAAAAAAGUUCAAAAUGUCCCAACAAUACAGUCAGUCAUCAAGAAAAGCACAGCAAGGUUGUAGCUUGUUCUAUUGUGGACUGUUUGGAGUAUGAUGUUGAGUCCAAACAACAGGUCUCAGUGAGAAAAUUUAGGAGGAAAACGUGCAAAACAGGAGAAUGUUGCAUUAGAUAAAGGUUUUUAGCGGUGGGACCAUUCACCUACAUGUCAGACCAAGAAAAAGGUACCAUACUCAUGGUCUACCAAGGAGACAUAGAUAUAUGACCACUUCAAGAAUAGAAGCUUUCCAGGAUAUUAAAAGUUUAAAACUGUUUGCAGCUCAAAGUUCCCAGGCCAGUUUUUUAAAAUAAAAGUAGGUUCUCUGAACACAAUUUGUUCCAUCCAUAAUUUGAUCAAAUGUUGUGCAUGUUUGAAUGAUCUCAAUACAACGCAAAUUUCGGCUGUGCAAGUUACGAUAUUGGAAGUUUUAUCGGUCCAGAAACAAAACCUACUUCAUUUAUGACAAGAUUCAAUCUACCAGUAUUUGAUUAACCUAACAGCUUUCUUGAAUUUUGACUUUAUAAAUUGAGUCUAAUAUCUAAAUAGAAGAAUUAAUAAAAUAGGAAACAACUGAUUCCUUAAGCUGAACUUGGUGCACGCAAUCAGUAGGUUUACCAAUCAUAACAAUUGACAAUUGGAUCAGAUUGGGUAUGAUGACAGAUGUCAAAUAGAUAUUUAUAUAUAACAAAAA
Messenger RNA from Frankliniella occidentalis (western flower thrips), 5448 nucleotides. Its product is annotated as potassium voltage-gated channel subfamily KQT member 1-like. The record is from RefSeq and is a predicted model, not a curated record. Gene Ontology annotation, biological process: transmembrane transport; potassium ion transport. Gene Ontology annotation, cellular component: membrane. The transcript is spliced from 19 exons. NCBI's taxonomy places the organism in Eukaryota, Metazoa, Arthropoda, Insecta, Thysanoptera, Thripidae. The coding region runs from base 284 to 3214 and encodes 976 amino acids. Gene Ontology annotation, molecular function: voltage-gated potassium channel activity.